This is a messenger RNA of Nezara viridula (southern green stink bug), 2857 nucleotides long. The record is from the annotation of a GenBank genome assembly. Lineage: Eukaryota; Metazoa; Arthropoda; Insecta; Hemiptera; Pentatomidae.
CUGUAGCUAACCCUCCUGGGGGCAGCACAGCUCUGUAGUGCGAACGGUUUAUCUUCCAUUCUACGUCCAGGACUGGCUUCCAGGUAAAUCUUGCAGAGGUUGGCCUGGGGAUCGUCACCCCGAUACUGCACUAUGGGUGCUGUUUCAGCUUUCAGUAACAUGAGUAAUGAGACAGUGACCGCUGUCCAUGCGCCGCAUAUCUCCCUCACGAUGCAGGCUUUAAUAACCUUCAUCUAUGUGUUGGGAAUAUUGGGCAAUUCGGCGGCCUUGUGGUACAUUCUUCAUCCCAGGUCCAAGACAAGGAACCCGCGGUACUCACUGCUGCUGACUCUGCUGCUCUCCAACGACCUGACGGCAGUGGUGGGUAUGGGUAUCCAGAUGUACAUCGGCAUCUAUUACCCCUCGCUGGCCAGGACAAGAACGCUGUGCUUGGUCAGGGUCCUCUGGAGGGCCUUCGGGCUCGGAUCCGGCUGCAUAGUUUGUGUCAUGGCCGUCGAGCGCUUCUUCGCUCUAGCCAAGCCCUUCUACUAUAGCAAGCAUGUGACUGUGUCAAGGCUUCGAAGAGCAACUGUUACCCUUUGGUUAUUUAACUUAGCCAUUGUAAUCUUACCAAUUUUUGGAAUAGGUGCUUAUUACAAUAAAGAAAAGGGUUAUUGCAUCCGUUACAAAAAUGCUACUGAAACUAUUGACAUAAUUUAUGCAUACGUAUACAUGGGCUUUGGAGUACUUCUGUGCAUAUGUCUGCUGUUAUCUAACUUCUCUGUGGUGGCCACCCUGACGCUUAGGAAGCGUAGUGGAGCUAGUAAACCACACGUCUUAGUGCGAAGGCAUUCUCGCAACAAAGAUCUAGAAGCUACAUCAACUGCAGAAGAAACAGCCUUCGCAAGAGUUAUGAUUUAUAUCAGUCUCUCCUUCUUGUGCUCUUGGCUGCCACAACUGGCAAGUGUUCCAGUAGCACAACUCAUAAAAUCUGACUCUUGUAAGAAGUACUUCAGGAUUGCUGACAUGAUAUUAGCAAUACAUUUUAUAAUAGACCCUUAUAUUUACAUUCUUCAAAAAUUUAUUGUUUUUAAGCCUUCAGAAUGGUGUCGUAAACCCAAUUCUAGAACGAGCUCUGUAAAAACAUCAAAUGAGUUAUGUUCAUUGUAAAAAAUUGUGAAUUUUAACAUUGUAAGGGUUGAGAGUUGUCAAUGUCGACUAAAUCAACUACGAUUUUUAAAAACAGUAUUCAGUUUUCAGACUGAAAGUAGUUAUUGCUGAUAUAGAGUUCUGUUUUUUGGUUUUCAGUGAAUUAAUAUUUUACUGAAAUGAUGUUGAGAAAGAAGUUUCAAUAAGAAAUAUGAAGUAAAGAUCUUAUAUUUAUUCUAUUAUAAUAGUUGAAGCAAACAACAUAGAAACUGUAAGAAGACGUAAUGCACAUGAGUUAUGUAUUGUUGUUGAACCAUUGAUGUAAUAAGUAACUAUUUUUUUUUUUUAUAUCAAUGUUCAAUUAUACCUUCAUUUAUUAAAAAAAUAUAGUUAUAGUUAUUAAUUAUUUUAUUUAUAAAGUUCAAUUAUUUGGUAUAAAAUUAUUUUUGUUAUAUUGGAAUUUAUUUCGGGUCAAACUUUAAUAUGAUAAGUUUUGUGAUCAGUCAGUCAUAUCACAAUAAGAUAUGGUAGAUGGCCAGUAAUACAAAUAAUUUUUCUGUUUCUUCAAGAGCACAUUUACAAACAAGAGUAAUACCUCAUUGAAUAGCCUCUGAGUCUUCUUCGUCAAGUCCUCAAAAGAAUUAACUUUAGCAUUUUAAGAUUUGACUUAACAAGCUCAAAUUAAAUCUCUUGAGUACUUGAAGAAGAAGCCCCUGAGAAUAGUCAUUGAGGGAUUACUCCUGCGUCUAGAUGCGUAAAUGAAGAAAAAGAAAAAUUAUUCAUAGCAUUGUUCAUCACCAUGACUUGUGGGUCAGCUCAGAACUGACCACAAACUAUAUAUUUUUUAAGUUUAUCACAAAACACAUUGAAUUAUAAUAAAAUUAUUAUGAAAAAAAUUACAAAACAAAUUAUUGAAAGAUAGAAACCAAAAGAAAUUUGUUUAUUUUUUAAUGACCGAAAGUAUACUUGAACACUAUACGAUAUAGAAAAAAAAGUAAUGUUAAGUAAAAUAAUACAUAAACCAUGUUCAUAAUUUAUUCUUAUAAUCCUAUGUUAUUAUCUACAAAAAUAAUUUUUAGAUAUAGAUGUAAUAAAUGUGUACUCUCAGGAAUUAACAUAGUAUGUAAAUAAUGGCAUUGCUAAGGAAAUUGCUUAUAACAAAAAAUGUCACACACAUGAUAAUUAAAUAUCAAAAUGCUGGAUACAAUCAAAGUGCUUAUUUUAAUUAUUACAGAUGCAAAUGCUUUGUGUUCAAUCUUAAGGCAGUUUCAUAUCAUUAAUGUUAGACUUUUAUAGCUAAAAUAAAAAAGUUUUCCAUGAGGUCAAAAACAGUUCUUUUUUAAAUAGACAAUUUUUGAGAAAAAUAUACAGCAUAUAGAUAAUUGUGGUCUGCAAUAAGCAUUCAAAAUUUUUCUUGUUUGGUAGUAAAUUAAAUAACUAUUUAAAGUAUAGAAUAACAGCAUAUCUUGUUCCCUCCCCAUGUACUAACUUGCCUUCCAAAGAAAAAGUUGUUUUACGCAACUUUAAUUUUUAAAGAAACAUCAAGUCAUUCGUUUAAAAUAUUUUGCCUCAGAAAAUAAAUAAUAUAAGAAACAGAAUUUGUCAAUAUUGACUAUUAUUUUCUCUAUUAUCUGCUAUUUUCAUAACAUUAUAUUAUUGUAAUGAUUUUAUGGAAUACUUACUUUAGGAACCAAUAUGUGAUGUGUCACCAUUUCUAGCAGAGAUUAAG